UAUUCUUGGUUAAUUGUAUGGCCCAAAGUCAAAAAAAGCUCAAUAUUAAUGUAAGUUUCGAAGGUGAAUUUGCUCAGUAUCUUACAGAGGUUGCACAAGCAUGGAAUAAAACUAUACCAGAAGUUUNCCUAAACGAAAGAUAGUGUUUUCGACGAGUAAAGGGAUUGACAAAAUUAUAUAAAAAUGUUAUAUUCUAUAGUUGAUAUUUUUGGUUAAUUGUAUGGCUCAAAGUCAAAAAAAGCUUAAUAUUAAUAUAAGUUUUGAAAAUGAAUUAGCUCAAUAUCUUACAGACAUGGCAGAAAUGGAAAAUAAGACUAUACAAGAAGUAUUAGUGAGUUUUGUAAAAGAAGAAUUUGAAGAAGAUAUAGAAUUAUCUAAAAUUGCUGAUGAACGUGAUGCUGAGGGUACAGAGAUAGUUGAUUAUAAGGAUGUAAAAUGGAGGUCAGUUGACUACAAAAGUGCUCAGUGAAAACCAAACGUUACGAAAUUAAAUUUUCAAAGAAUGUUACUGAAAAUGAUAUUCCAUCUUUACCAGUAACAAUAGAAGCAAGAGUGAAAAGAGCCAUAGAUGAGCGGCUUACAGUUGAUCCAGUUAACCUCGGUAAAGCACUACGUGGUAGAUUAGGAGGGAGCAGAAGAUUAAGAGUGGGCAGUUAUAGAAUAAUUUACAAAAUAGAUAAACUAGAACACACAGUAACUAUCACAGAAGUAGGACACAGAGAUAGCAUCUACAAAAGAUAA
Messenger RNA from Cinara cedri, 741 nucleotides. The record is from the annotation of a GenBank genome assembly. Lineage: Eukaryota; Metazoa; Arthropoda; Insecta; Hemiptera; Aphididae.